This is a messenger RNA of Triticum aestivum (bread wheat), 1260 nucleotides long. RefSeq lists its product as uncharacterized. The coding region runs from base 1 to 477 and encodes 158 amino acids. Lineage: Eukaryota; Viridiplantae; Streptophyta; Magnoliopsida; Poales; Poaceae. The record is from RefSeq and is a predicted model, not a curated record. The transcript is spliced from 2 exons.
AUGCGGCACAAAGGCGCCGCGAGACUGCCGGCCCUCCGGCCUACGCGUGGUGCACGGCGCCCCUCGGCCGCCGACGCGGCGAGCCAGGAUACGAUGUUCCGCUCCUGCGCCUACACACACAUCCGUGGCUCCCGGCGGUCGGCGAAGACGGCGGCGGCCAGCACCCACCCAGGCGCGGGAAGUCUCUCGAUCUGGCAAACUUCAGCGGCGACCCAUGGCCCGGACAGCGCUUCCUCGGCCAGCCUCCUAGCGGAGCGGCAGCAUCCUUUGGCCCGGCUGCUCCCAGCGCUGCACCUGGAGGCGGUCGCAGCGGCCAACGGCCGGUGCCCGGCAUGGCGAUGCCCUCAGGCGCGCGGCAGCGCGGUCCACAGCCCGGGCAGAGGCGACACCUUCUGCGCCAGACGCACCCCGGCGGCGCCCUCCAUCGGCCUGAAUCUCGGCGCACAGCGACGAGCGCGCCACAUGGCCAUCAUCUGAGGCCCUCGGCCUCAGGGCGGCUCCCACGGAGCGACCAACCGCGACGCAGCGCGGAAGACCGAGGCGACGCGGCAGCUCUUGGCUUGCACUCAUGCAGGCGGCGCCCGAGGCAACGGCCCUCGGCUGGCCUUCCGGCCACGGAGGCGGCUGCUCCCUCUGGCGUGGCUCCCCGCGGUGGAGACGACGGCGGGCUCAUAGUCGUGGCCCUGGCCGUCGAGCCAAAACGGCGACGAGGCGGUUACACGAUUUCUCCUGGUGGAAAUCGCUCGGGAGGAAAGAGAUAGAGCCUAGAGUAUAAUUGGUUUGCUACCAAUAUUUGGCAUUGUCAAUAUUUGGCAAGCCAACAUUUGGCAAAAUCAAAAAUUGCCAAUAUUUGGCAACUUUUUGUGAGAUUGGCAAUGAAAAUUGGCAAGCAACCAAUUUCUAGCCAAUAUUUGGCCAUUGCUAAUAUUUGGCAUGCCAACUUUUGGCAUCAAACCAAUUAUGCUCCUUAUCUCUUCACUACUUUUGCAAUUUAGCCCUUGCGGCUUACCUAUUUACGGAAUAGCCCAAAACUUGUGUCUGUCAUCAUUUUGUGGCUAAUUCCGGGAUGUUUCGGGAUAUUGCAGCUUGGUCCAACUAGUUGCUAUUUAUUAGCACUGGUAAUGUUGAGGCCAUAUACCGAUCAUCAUUUAGCCCGUUUUCUGUUGAGUUUAACAUUCCAGAAAAUAUAUGGUUAUUAUAUGUGGCAUGUUCAAUGUAUUUGCUUUUUAGUAAUUCCUAUAACUUGUCCUAUUAGUACAA